GUUUUUGUGUGUAUAAAGUAGUGUAAACCGGAAGCUGGUGUUAAUUGUAUCCAAAAGGGUUCAAGUUUCUUGUGACUUUUGCUUCCACCUAAUUCUUACUUCAGGCACAAAACAAAAGAUGCAAGGAGGGGUUCAAGCAAUCUUCUCACAUGGGAAUGUGUUCAAGAAUGCUGUCCUUCGCCACAUCCGUGUGGGCCCCACAGCCGUUGGAUCUCUAAUGUUCGCACGCCGGGAGUCCACGUCGGCAGCUAGGAUCGAAGAGCACGGUUUCGAGAGCACCACUAUUUCCGAUGUUCUCACAGCCAAAGGCAAGAAACAAGACGGCUCGUGGCUUUGGUGCACCACUGACGACUCUGUUUACGAUGCCGUGAAAUCGAUGACUCAGCACAAUGUCGGAGCUCUUGUGGUCGUUAAACCAGGGGAGCAUAAGUCCGUCGCGGGAAUUAUCACAGAAAGAGAUUAUCUCAGGAAAAUCAUUGUCCAGGGAAGGUCGUCCAAGUCGACCAAGGUUGGCGAUAUCAUGACUGAAGAGAACAAACUUAUCACAGUAACACCGGAGACUAAAGUUUUGAAGGCAAUGCAACUCAUGACAGAUAAUCGCAUUAGGCAUAUUCCGGUGAUUAACGAUAGCGGAAUGAUCGGUAUGGUGUCCAUCGGAGAUGUGGUUCGUGCAGUGGUGAGCGAGCACCGUGAGGAAUUGAACCGCUUAAAUGCCUUCAUACAAGGAGGUUACUAGAUGAUGACGAUAAAAUGAACGGCUGAGAUUUCACCUCGGAGUUUGUAUAUAUUUUGGUUUUUAUGCAAACUUCUAGAAGAUCUUUUGAGAUAUUAUGUUCCGUUCAGAUUUAAUAAUACCCAGAAACUGCCUUUGUGCUUUUGCUCGUCUCUUUAUUUGUGACUCCAAACAGAGCUCUUUCUCUACAAGUGUUGGACUUGUGAAUGGUUGGACUUGUAAAUGGUUUUGUUUUUAUUGUUCUAGUUCAUAUGUUUUUUUUUUUC
Erythranthe guttata (spotted monkey flower) is the source of this 999-nucleotide messenger RNA. RefSeq names its product CBS domain-containing protein CBSX3, mitochondrial. NCBI's taxonomy places the organism in Eukaryota, Viridiplantae, Streptophyta, Magnoliopsida, Lamiales, Phrymaceae. The record is from RefSeq and is a predicted model, not a curated record.